GUAACUACUGUGUGAUUGAAAUCCAAUUCCAUUUCAAACGAGAACAUAAGAUAAGGUGGUUUGUAUACUGAAAUUCGAAGUAGUAAUACUGUAGCCUACUUCCAAAGAAUAACAGCAGGAUGUCAGUAUUUACUUUGGCUUUGCAUUAGUUAAGUGGAACGUUUCGUUUUCAGACUCGAUAACUGGAACGAAAACCGUUGACUUUCUUCUGAGUUUAUACCCCCUAGGAACUGCAUUUUGUUUCUAAGCUAUCAUGUAAUCAGAGGGGUUCAGUAAAGAUAAGGGACACUUUCCGCCAACAUGUCCCUAUGAGUGUGUGUAACACGUCGUUGAUGGGGUCAUGUUUCGAGUGCCUGUCGUCGUGGUAACGUUAGUGGUCAAACAUACUACACGAUAAAGAGCAUUUAGGAUCAGUUGUACUUGCACCUCUAGAGCGAAGAACCUAGAUGGCAAUCUAGAUCAAGAGCCUAGGGCAAAAGGAAGGCAGGGUCAAAUAUUUGAAGGAAGAGAAAUGUUGAAACGGAAUCAGGGCACAGAACCAUUGCAGAACAGGUCAAGAGCGCGAAAACGGAGGGUUGUGAUGAGUUUUUGUCUGGUUAACUGGCGUUUAUAACUGUGUUAAAUGUCAUAUGAUCUUAGUGUGCCAUUGCGGUGUGAUGUUCUCGUGUCUCGAGUGAAUAAAAAUGUAGACGAAAGGAUUUUGUGAAUUAGUGCUGUCCACUUGCAACAGAGACUUCUGAAGGAAGAAAAGUGAAUCGCAAAAACUCUCGGGGAUACAUUGACUUAAAAACUUAAUUCGAUCAAUCAAAGUCCGAUUACUCAAUCUACGUCAACACAACACAAAUUACAUAGCACCUCUCACACAUUUUGUUUGCACAAGUGAGCUUGAAAGAGACUCUACUCAAAAUUUGUUACUUUAAAUUGAAUUAUCACUAAUUAAACACGGAUGUCGCCAACACUAUGGAUUAUCACUUCUGGUCCGUCAGUCGUUUGCCAUUAGACGGAGUUACUGUUAUUUUUACAUUUACUUGUCCAAUCACACAAUUGUCUCAAUUAUUUGAUGCACCACCGCCAUCGUUAUGUCACACUCUUACGUCGAUUUCACCUGCCUAGUCGCAGCCGUAGCCGUUUUUGUUUUCUGGAUCGGAUACUGGUUCGUCCAUGCUCUAGCAAUUGCUUAUGGAAAAUGGAAGUUGCAUCACAAGAGCUGCAAGCUACCAAUGGAAACACCAUAUCCGGCCGUUUCUAUCCUGAAGCCGCUCACUGGAGUUGAUGUUAAUUUGUUUAGUAAUCUCGAAACGUUUUUUACAAUGGAGUAUCCGGUGUACGAAUUACUUUUUUGUAUCAGUGACGAAAGCGACCCGUCAUUGAUGUUGGUCAAAAAGUUAAUAGAGAAAUACCCCAAAGUAGACGCCCGAAUUUUUGUUGGUGGCGAAAAAGUAGGCAUCAAUCCCAAAAUAAACAAUAUUCAGCUUGGUUAUGCUUCUGCCAAAUACGAAUUAUUUAUGAUCUCAGAUGCUGGUGUUCGUAUGAAAGAAGACACGCUUCUUGAUAUGGUACAACAUUUGAAAGAAGAUGUUGGAUUAAUUCACCAAAUGCCAUUCGUAUGUGACCGCGACGGGUUCCCAGCCGUCUUAGAGAAAAUUUAUUUUGGAACAGCCCAUGCUCGAAUCUAUUUGGCAGCUGAUUUCGCAGGAGUUAAUUGUGCUACGGGUAUGUCGGCUUUGAUGCGAAAGAAGCUGAUUGACGACGCCGGUGGUCUUAAAGCAUUUGGAUGCUAUUUGGCCGAAGACUUCUUUCUGGCCAAGGCUAUUAAAGACCGUGGCUGGAAAAUUGGCAUUUGCAGCCAACCUGCGUGGCAGAAUCCCGGCGUCUGCCACAUACCCACUUUCCAGAAACGAAUCAUUCGUUGGGCAAAACUGAGAAUUGCAAUGGUUCCCAGCACAAUUGUCUUUGAACCGCUUUCAGAGUGCAUGAUGCUUGGUAUCUUAGCUGCAUGGUCCAUUUAUUGGCUGUUUGAAUGUGAUCCACUUGCAGUCUAUUUAUUGCACGUUCUUUUUUGGUUUUUGCUAGAUUGGAUUCUUCUUUCUAUUGUACAAAAUGGGCCGCUACCCUUCAGCAAGUUUGAAUUUGUGCUAGGAUGGUUUCUGCGAGAGCUGAGCGCACCUUUUCUGUUCCUCAAUGCUCUGCUUCGACCAGCCAUCCGCUGGAAAGCAGGAGUUUACCGCCUCAAGUGGGGAGGAGUUGUUGAGGAGAUAAACCCUACUGUGAAACAGUGACAAGUUUUCCGUAUGACUUAUGCGAUUUAUAUCGCGAGCGAUAACAAACAGGGAACAAUGAAAAUCUUGUUUUUCAGUGUAUUGAUCAGUUUGAUCACAAAGAUAGUCGUACAGAAAGUUAUGCGUCAUCAUUUUGCAUUGAUAUCAGAGUUGUGACAAUGAGUCAGAGUUAUGACUCUUCGUGACCAAAUAGCGUACAUGCAGUUUGUAAAAGAUAAAGAGAGUAUCAAUUUUAAACGUGAGUCAUCAAUUACAUGAAAUAUAUGUCUAUAUAUUGUU
This is a messenger RNA of Daphnia pulex (common water flea), 2558 nucleotides long. It is a transcript of the gene GlcT, whose product is annotated as ceramide glucosyltransferase-B-like. Gene Ontology annotation, cellular component: membrane. Gene Ontology annotation, molecular function: ceramide glucosyltransferase activity. The record is from RefSeq and is a predicted model, not a curated record. The transcript has 10 exons. NCBI's taxonomy places the organism in Eukaryota, Metazoa, Arthropoda, Branchiopoda, Diplostraca, Daphniidae. Gene Ontology annotation, biological process: glucosylceramide biosynthetic process. Bases 1080 to 2279 code for a protein of 399 amino acids.